AUUCAAGACAAAAUCAUUAUCACUUCUUUCUUCUUUUAACAAAAUGUAUCUUCCCAAGCUUUCAAUCGGUGCUAUUGCUUUAUUAAGCAUAAUGUCUCAAUCAGUCAUGGCUGCUCCCGCAGCUAAAAAGGCUCACACCGCCGUCAAAGCUACCGCUCCUGAGGAUACCUCCUCUUUAAACGCAUGUACCAACAGUAUCACUGUAUUCAACGAUGAAAAUGGUACAGGUGAAUGGAAAGAAGAAACUAAUGCUAAAUCCGGCUGGUCUGUCGAUGAUGACGGACUCGAAUUAGUUCUUGAACCCCCUCAAAAAUUUGUUCGAUUGACAAACGCUUCGGACUAUGGUAAUCCAUACAAUGAAUUCGCAUCUCCCAAUGCUCCCAAUUUCAUUGCACCUCAACUCUUGCACUACGGUAAAGUCACAUAUCAAUUAAAGACAUCCGGGGUCGCUGGCGCAGUCACUGCUGCUAUUUUAAUGGCUCCAGGAGGUGGUGAUGAAAUUGAUUUUGAAAUGCUUGGUGGUGAUCGAAACAAGGUACAGACCAAUUACUUCUAUGCCGGUGGCAUUGUUUAUGGCGUGAACGGUGGUGAUCAUGACACAGAAGAUACGGCAGCUGGAUUCCAUAAUUAUACUAUUGAUUGGAGCCCUGAACAAAUUCAAUGGCUAGUGGAUGGUACAGUCAUUCGCACGACUACCAAAAAAGAAACUUGUAAUGAUAAAAAUGUGUGCUCAUUCCCAUCUCAUCCCACAUCUGUUCAAGUUGGACUUUGGGAUUCAAGUGAUCCUUCCAGUACUGCUGAAUGGGCCAAGGGACCAAUCAAUUGGAACACUACAGAGAGUGUUACUGCUGUUAUUAAAUCAGUCUCAAUUGAAUGUAACCCUGAAUAUAAUCAAAUCGCUUAAACAAAAAGCGAGAAACAAAAGAUAAAAAAAACAUAGAUUAUUUUUAUAAAUAAUGCAACAACAUCAUAUACUAUAGCAUCCCACAUCAUUUUUCUUCCCAUCCAUGUACAAGUAAAAUAAAAUAAACAUUUCAUUCAGCA
Mucor mucedo is the source of this 1044-nucleotide messenger RNA. Its product is annotated as concanavalin A-like lectin/glucanase domain-containing protein. Gene Ontology annotation, molecular function: hydrolase activity, hydrolyzing O-glycosyl compounds. Bases 44 to 904 code for a protein of 286 amino acids. Gene Ontology annotation, biological process: carbohydrate metabolic process. NCBI's taxonomy places the organism in Eukaryota, Fungi, Mucoromycota, Mucoromycetes, Mucorales, Mucoraceae. The record is from RefSeq and is a predicted model, not a curated record. The transcript has 5 exons.